Microdochium trichocladiopsis is the source of this 1283-nucleotide messenger RNA. Its product is annotated as alpha-ketoglutarate dependent xanthine dioxygenase. NCBI's taxonomy places the organism in Eukaryota, Fungi, Ascomycota, Sordariomycetes, Xylariales, Microdochiaceae. The coding region runs from base 1 to 1191 and encodes 396 amino acids. The transcript is spliced from 4 exons. Gene Ontology annotation, molecular function: oxidoreductase activity. The record is from RefSeq and is a predicted model, not a curated record.
AUGCCUACCGCCCUACCGCCCAGCUCGACACACUUUGAGAUUCGCCCGCUGCCGGCCGCGCUCCGCAAGGAGACGAACAUUGGCGCCGAGAUGCUGCUCAGAGGCGACCAGCUGUUUAUAGACCCGGACCUGAUCACGGAUGACGACAGGGAGCUUCUCCGGACCGCGCUGUACGAGCACUCCGUCCUCGUUGUGCGCAAGCAGAAGGGGAUCGAGCCAAGCGUCCUCCCGAGACUGGCACGCGUCUGGGACGACCAUGCAAAGUCGACACAUUCGGGCGGUGCCCAGAUGGUCAAGGACAAGGACAACAUCCUUUCGAAGAACGGCGGCGAUCGCAUCCCCCGCGCCCCUCAGGUCUCCGUGUUGGGCAGCGGGCAUUUCAAGGACUAUGAAGGGCUUCCCGAGGUCCGGCUGCGGCAUUUGAACCAACGCGAGUUCCAUGCCGACCCUCUGACCGAAGACCAAGUCCAGUCCGGACAAACAAGAUUCUACCGGUGGCACCUCGACGCACCCCUCUACGAGCGACUCCCGGGACGUGUGACCCUGAUCCACGGCGUCAAGGUUCCCACCGGCCAAACACAGCGGAUAGAGCUCGAGAGCGGCGAGAAUCUUCACGUGGCGCCUGGAGCCAGCGCAUUCGUUUCCGGAGCCAAAGCCUUUUCACUCCUGAGUUCUGCGGAGCAGGAGUUCGCGCUCAACACUACGAUACAAUACGCGCCACGCGCAUACGAGUGGAUCAGAGACUGCAAGGCCACGUCCGAUGGUCUGACCAUCGCCCGCGUCGGUGACGAGCGGGCACUCGACGAUCUGCCGGAGUGGAGCUGGGACAAGGUGCAGAGUCAUCCGAUGGUCUGGAAGAACCCCGGUAGCCCGGACAAGCCGCUCCUCGAGAUCCUAGGGUGCUGCGUGUAUGCCCUCCGCACGAAGGACCCGCAGACGGGUCAGGUCACCGAGAUCAGCGACCUGGCUCGGGUGCGUGAGAUUGUGCACGGGAUGCAGAAGAAGGUCCUCCGCAGGCCAGAGUACAUCUAUGCGCACGCGUGGGAGGAAGGCGACCUGGUCGUGUUCCACAACAAGGGCGUCUGGCACAGCAUCACGGGCAACCUUGACGGGGUGGAGCGGAUACUGUGGCAGUGCACAAUGGAGAGCGGUGUCGAGCCGGAACCCGCGCUGGAGGGAUCAAAGGUUUGAAAACAUUGGCUGAAACCAAUCGAGAGUGCGGUUCGGCCGUGGUGAUUGCAGUUUGUUCCUAGAAGCAAAUGUGGACUCUGCGUCAUAAUGGC